AACCUCCUUAUGUCUCCCAUCUGCAAGCUCCCUUCCUCUUAUCCUUUCUAGGCACCACCACAAAAUGCAUCGUUGUGGGCAUGGCCUUGACUAUGACAUUCACUUGCUCACAAAUCUUCCGGUGCUCUCUCCAUUGCCUGCAGGAUUAAGUUAAAGCUUCUCAGGCUGACACUCAAAGCUCUUCACGAUCCAGCACGUAUUAGGAGCUCCAUAUAUAUUUGCUGUACUAAAGAAAGUAUAUCAUCAUCAGGGACCAUUUUUGAGGGCAAAUCGUGUGUCAAGCGUGUGCUAAGUGAUCGCGUCUCAUUGUCGCGUGCUCACCUCUAGGAGGUGCCGCCAAACUCCCCAUUGCAAAGGUGGCAGAGUCCCAGAGAGAAAGGCAACUUCGCCACCACUGCAAAGCUAGUAGGUGACGAGAAAAGCAAUCAAACCUGGGUCCUUGUUCAUAACCACCGUGCUUCAUUGCCUCUCCAAGCAUGUGCUCCUGUCUGGCAUACGAGUGUUAGAUUUGCGAAAAAGAUUUGCAUUAUGAAUGUUACAAGCGACGUGAACUAGGUAAAUGGAUAUUGCUUACUUGUCAUUACGGGUUCUUUAUUUUUAUUAUUUUUUCAAUUCUGUCCAACUGCUGGGCUGACGAUGAGAAAAACCUUGCCCUUUCUUGUUCUUGUGUCGGUCUGCUUAUUUGUCUGUCAGCUUGGGCCAUCCUGGAAAAAAAGGUAACUUGCCAUCUGUUGUUUCCUGAAGGCAGUGGAGUCAGCAUUUUGCCUUCUCAAUGCAUGAAGGCCAAUGAACAGAGGGUACGUGUAGGUGAAAUUUAUCCAACCGGGGCUGGUCUCUUCCAUCUUUCAGUGUUUUCCUCCAGGAUGCUGUUUCCAGGAAAGUCACGGAGUGAGAAGGGGACACUUUGCUCCAGCGGCCAAGCUCUCCUUUAUGCAGAAGAGGCGUAGACAAAAUCAAUCAGAUACAUUAGCAUGAUUAAACGACCAGUUUUCAGAAAGAUUUUUAAAAAAUGACAAAAUGCGAUUCACACUAACACUGGAGUGAACUUGAUUUAUUCCCCGGUCUGGUCAUGCUGAGGGCACUGUAGGAUCCCAGACAGGAGGCUCUCACGGAUGGCUCUCACCCGUUGGGAUCUCAAAAGCAGUUUGCUUAUUUAAAUCCAGUCUUUUGAGUGACAUAUCCACGGAUCCAUAUAGGGCAAGGAGAUCCCCACUGAAAGGACUGUCAUUCGUUCGGGGCUAUUGCAAGAGAUUCUAGAAGGGAGUUUGGAAGGACAGGACAGAUGGGCUUGGCAAAAAGGCAUCCCAGAAUCAGAGUCAAGGUUGAUUACAGGUGUGACAAGAUGAGAGCAGAGAGAUCAGGAAUUGCUGUAGCACGGGGGUGGGGGUGGGAAGUUUGUGAGGGUCAAGAGCCAGCGCUUAAGGUGUUAAGUGAGUAUUUGCUAUGUUGGAGGCCCUGAACAAAAAGCUUUAUAUGCAUAAUCUCAUUUGUAAGCCUCUUAAAAGCUGUGUGAGAUAGGUUAUUCGACAAGUCAUUUUGCUAGUGAGAAAAGUCAAGUGUAGAGAGGUAAUUAACUGUCGGGCAUGGCAGUUAGCCAGCGAGGAGCCCAGCCUUGAGCCCAGGUCUGUGUGACUCCGCCUCCCUGGGCUUCGCCUCCUGCCUCCUCCGAGAGGUCAGCGCGCUGAUCAGUGAGGCUACCAGAAGACUGGAUCCGCUCGGCUGAAGAUGGACGGCUUGGAUGAGAUUAGAUCGCAGGCCAGGGAGGAACGGAGUGGAACACACAUCCACCCGCAGUUCAUGCCAAUGUCAGAUCUGACCCUCUCCUUCAGUGUGAAGAGCCGCUCCAGGAGGUGUGUAAACGGCCCCCUGCAGGAAGCAGCCAGGAGGCGGCUCUGGGCGCUGGAGAAUGAGGACCAGGAGGACCUCUCAGCCAGGCUGGUGGGUAUCCAGUCCCAGAAGGCUCAGUUCCUCAUCACCUUCAAGACCGUGGAGGAAAUCUGGAAGUUUUCCACCUACUUGAACUUAGGCUAUGUAUCUGCAUGUCUGGAACAUCUCCUCUUUGACCAUAAGUACUGGCUCAACUGCAGAUUGGUGGAAGAUACAGAGAUCCAAGUUUCCGUGGAUGAGAAACACCUGGAAACAAUAUACCUGGGACUUCUGAUACAGGAAGGCCACUUCUUCUGCAGAGCCGUGUGCUCUGUGGCUCAGCCGCCUGAGAAGGAAGGGGAGUAUCUGACACUUUGGAAGAAGGAGUUAAUCUCCGUGAAAAUAGUUGAAGGCGGAUCCGAGUGGGAGGGCGUGUCCCUGGUGACUGGUCAGCGGGGCCUGGUGCCCGUGUCAGCCCUGGAACCUCUGCCGCUCCCUUUCCACCAGUGGUUCCUAAAGAACUAUCCAGGAAGCUGUGGCUUUUCCAGGAAGAGGGAUUGGACAGGCUCCUAUCAGAUCGGCAGAGGAAAAUGUAAGGCCUGGAAAGAAUAUGAGAGGGAAGAAAAGGAUGAGUUGAAUUUUCACCAGGGAGAAAGCAUCGAGAUCAUCGGCUUUGUCAUACCUGGGCUUCAGUGGUUCAUUGGAAAGUCGACACGCUCAGGAGAAGUGGGCUUUGUCCCCACCAGGAACAUAGAUCCUGAGUCUUACUCCCCAAUGAACAAGAGCUCCGCCUUUUUCAGCGAUGAGGAAAGAUGCUCUCUGUGGGUCCUGGGCAGAGACAGGAAAGCUGAGUGUGCCAGCUUCCUCCACACCCUUGCUCAUACCGACAUAGCGUCUGUCUACCGGCUUAGUGGGUUUGAAUCCAUCCAGAAUCUUCCAAACGAUCUAAGUGCGUCCCAGCCUGAAGGCUUCAAGGAGGCCAGGACUGGUAGAGCCUGGGAGGAGCAUCAGGCCGUGGGCUCCAGACAGUCCAGCAGUUCCGAGGACUCCAGCCUGGAGGAGGAGGAGCUCCUCUCAGCAGCCUCAGACAGCUAUCACUUGCCAGAGCCCGAUGACCUCGAUGACCCAGAACUGCUCGUGGACCUAAACACUGGUCAGGAAGAGGAGGAGGCUGAGAAUUUCGCCCCCAUGCUGGCGUUUCUGGAUCACAAGGGCUACGCUGACCACUUUAGGAGCCUCUACGACUCCUCCUUCUCUUUCCUCACGUCUUCCUUUUACAGCUUCUCUGAGGAGGACGAACUUGUGGCCUACCUGGAGGCCUCAAGGAAGUGGGCCAAGAGGAACCACAUGACCUGGGCCCAUGCCCGGCUCUGCUUCCUCCUGGGCCGGCUGAGCGUCAGGAGGGUCAAACUCUCUCAGGCCAGGGUGUACUUUGAGGAGGCUAUGUACAUCCUCGAUGGGGCAUUUGAGGACCUAUCCUUGGUGGCGGCUCUGUACAUCAAUCUGGCUGCCAUCUACCUGAGGCAGAGGCUGAGGCAUAAAGGCUCAGCCCUGCUGGAAAAGGCAGGUGCCCUGUUGGCCUGCCUGCCUGACCGUGAGUCCAGCACCAAGAAUGAGCUUGAUGUGGUGGCCUAUGUGCUACGCCAGGGGAUUGUGGCUGGCAGCUGUGUCCUGGAGGCCAGGGCCUGCUUCCUGGCCAUCCGAUUGCUCCUGGACCUAGGCCGGCAUGAGGAGAUCCUGCCCUUUGCCGAGCGUCUGCACCUCCUCUCUGGACACCCUCCUGACCUGGAUGCCGUGGCCACCAUCUUGAGUUUUCUGUACGAUAAGAAAUACCUUCCACACCUCGCGGUGGCCUCUGUCCAGCAACGUGGUACCCAGAGUGCCCAAGGGAUGUCCCUUCCAAUUUGGCAGGUCUACCUGGUUCUCCAGAACACCGCCAAGCUCCUUGGAGUUCCCUCUUUAAGCUGGGGUGAGGUUUCUGCCCUGGCCUGCCCAGCGCUCAGGCAGGCGCUGGUUGCCUGUGAAGAGCAGGCCAGUCGGAGCACCCAGAGGGCCCUGUGUCUCAUCCUGUCCAAAGUGCACCUCCAACACAGGUCUCCUGAUGGCGCCAUCCACUACCUGAGCCAGGCCUUGGUGCUAGGGCAGCUGCUGGGUGAGCAGGAGGCCUUCGAGUCUUCCCUGUGCCUGGCGUGGGCCUAUCUCGUAGCCAGCCAGGCAAAGAAGGCGUUGGACAUUCUUGAGCCACUGCUAUACUCUCAGAAGGAGACGGAGAGCAUCACCCAAAAGGGGGUGGUCCAUAACCUCCUGGGCCUUGCACUUCAGGGUGAAGGCCGGGUGAACAGGGCAGCCAAGAACUAUCUCCGGGCUUUGAACAGAGCUCAGGAAAUGGGGAACGUGCGUAACCAGGCGGUGACUUUGGCCAAUCUUGGCCACCUGACUCUCAAGUCCUGGGCUCGGCAACCAGCCAAGGACUAUCUCCUGCGGGCCGUCCGACUCUAUUCUGAACUCCAGACCAGCGUGGAGACAGACAUGGAGUCAGUGCAGGUGCUUCUCUGGUUGGCCCAAGUCCUGGUGUCUGGACGUCAGCUGGCCAGCGGCCGCCUUUGUUACGAAAUGGCAUUGCUGUUGGGCUUAAGGCAUCGGCACCUAAAGAGUCAGCUUCAGGUCACCAAAUCCCUCUGCCAUUUCUACAGCUCUGUUUCCCCAAACCCCGAGGCGUGCAUCACCUACCAUGAGCACUGGCUGGCCCUAGCUCAGCAACUCAGGGACCGAGAGAUGGAGGGGAGGCUGUUGGAGUCCCUCGGGCAGCUCUAUCGGAACCUGAACACGGCCAGGUCUCUCAGGAGAUCUCUCACCUGCAUCAAGGAGAGCCUGCGUAUCUUCAUCGACCUGGGGGUGAAAGACAAGGCUGCCGAGGCCUGGCUCGGAGCUGGACGACUCCACUACCUCAUGCAGGAAGAUGAUCUGGUGGAGCUGUACCUGCAGGCAGCCAUCCAGAAAGCCCUGAAGUCCGAAGAGCCCUCCCUGGCUCUCAAACUCUAUGAAGAAGCGGGCGACGUGUUCUUCAAUGGGACCCGCCACAGGCACCGUGCGGUGGAGUAUUACCGGGCUGGGGCUGUCCCUUUAGCGAGGAGGAUGAAGGCGGUGAGAACGGAGCUCCGGGUUUUCAACAAGCUGACGGAGCUGCAGAUCAGUCUGGAAGGCUACGAGAAGGCUUUGGAGUUUGCCACUCUGGCGGCCAGACUCAGCACAGUCAUAGUCUUCCAAUUCCUAGGAGAUCAGAAGCAGGAGCUGGUGGCCUUUCACCGCCUGGCUACGGUGUACUACUCCCUGAGCAUGUAUGAGAUGGCCGAAGACUGCUACCUGAAGACUCUGUCCCUCUGCCCGCCCUGGCUGCAGAGUCCCAAGGAGGCCCUGUACUAUGCGAAGGUAUAUUAUCGCCUGGGCCGACUCACCUUCUACCAGCUGAAGGACGCCCACGAUGCCACCGAAUACUUCUGGCUGGCCCUGGCAGCGGCGGUCCUGCUGGGUGACCAGGAGCUGCAGGACACCAUUAGGAGCAGGUUGGACAACGUCUGCCGGAGCCCCCUGUGGCACAGCAGCCCCUCGGGGCGCUCCUCAGAGAGGGCGCGGUGGCUGAGCGGGGGAGGCCUGGCCCUCUGAGGAGGGCUGUCCUACAUCCGACCAGUGGCCAUGGCCAGAAGCUGCCUCCCUGCCCUGGGCUCCAGGACACCCAUCUGGAAGGUGGGCAUCAUCACCUGGCCCAGCUCCCUCAUCUUACAAUGAGACUAGCACCGCCCAGAGGGAGGGGCUCAUUUGGGGUCGGCCACACCAGGAGUGGAUGACAGAGCAGGGACUGGAGGUCCUGGCUUUGUGUCAGGGGUUGUGUCUAGAGCCUUUUCAGCGGACUGCGGCCCUUCCCCACACACAGCCUCUGAAACGCACUUUCUCAACACUCCGUUCUAGAGAAAAUGAGAACCCUUGUCCUGAGGGGGCAACCUCUCUCCUCCCCCCCCUCCCCCCCCCCCCCCCCCCCCCCCCCCCCCCCCCCCCCCGCUGCUAGAGGAAAUCAGGCGCUGCUCUGGAGAGAAGGCAAGCAGAUUGGACUUUGUUCCCUUCACUGACUGUUCUCAGGGAAAGACCCUCUCCUCUCGCCAGCAGAGAAACUGCAAAUUUCUUUCUUUUGCCAGCCAAAGGGGGUGUCACUCCUCUUGCUCGCGGGGACUGGCAGGUGGGAAUUCACCAUGCUCUUAGCUCAAACGACAGCCCCAGGACGGCUAGCUCAACACACAGGGCCUGGGGUCUGUUGCGGAUCCACCUCUCCCUCCUGCCCGAUGCUCUGCUCCUCCGUAACCGCCUGGAAACUCCGGGAGCCUCCCCAAGGGCCAAGGCUUAAACAUCGAACACUAAGAAGACGAUGACGUAAAUUCCUUCGGAAGAGUGUAUAUUAUUAAAUAUUGCUCAUCUACAUGCA
Felis catus (domestic cat) is the source of this 6340-nucleotide messenger RNA. RefSeq names its product SH3 domain and tetratricopeptide repeats 2 (gene SH3TC2). Lineage: Eukaryota; Metazoa; Chordata; Mammalia; Carnivora; Felidae. The record is from RefSeq and is a predicted model, not a curated record. Gene Ontology annotation, biological process: regulation of intracellular protein transport; regulation of ERBB signaling pathway. Gene Ontology annotation, molecular function: protein binding. The transcript has 16 exons. Gene Ontology annotation, cellular component: recycling endosome. Bases 1726 to 5529 code for a protein of 1267 amino acids.